Procambarus clarkii (red swamp crayfish) is the source of this 726-nucleotide messenger RNA. The record is from RefSeq and is a predicted model, not a curated record. Lineage: Eukaryota; Metazoa; Arthropoda; Malacostraca; Decapoda; Cambaridae.
AUGUUCCUCUCACUCCUGCUGCUGCUGGCGACCUGCUCGGUAACCACACAUGGAGCCUGCACAGCUGUGACGGGGCCACAGCCUGGAACCUGUGUUGCAGCGUGUGCGUUACCGGUCGUUGGCAUGCCGACAUGCAGAACCAGUUUGUCUAAACCAGGCUUGAUUGGUGAGUGUAAUGCCGAUUGUACGUCUGAUUACUGCGAUGCUCAAUGUCAACAAAGAAUUGCCAAUGGAAGUUCUACAGGCUCGCCUCACUAUACUUCUCAAGCUACAACCGCUCGAAUUGGUACAACUACUACAGUUUCUCAAGCAGUAACCACGACUACUGGGUCUGCCACUACGACAGCUGGGGCUAUCACUACAACCACUGGGGCUAUUACUACAACAACCGCUGGAGCUACCACAACAACCGCUGGGGCUACCACAACAUCCGCUGGGGCUACCACAACAACCGCUGGGGCUACCACAACAACCGCUGGGGCUACCACAACAACCGCUGGGGCUACCACAACCGCUGGGGCUACCACAACACCCUCUGGAUCAACAACAACAAUCCCUCAAGCAGAAACAACGUCUACUUCGCCUGGAAACAUGACCACCUCAUCAGGAACAACAGUCCCGUCAUCAACAAGCAGCCAAGCAGCUCCUACUUUUGACACAACUUUCAGUGACGGGUGGAUCCUAACUCCUGAAGGUCUUUUUCUUCACCAAUCUGCUGCCUGGUAA